Suillus subalutaceus is the source of this 2781-nucleotide messenger RNA. RefSeq lists its product as uncharacterized. The coding region runs from base 157 to 2781 and encodes 874 amino acids. The record is from RefSeq and is a predicted model, not a curated record. The transcript is spliced from 6 exons. Lineage: Eukaryota; Fungi; Basidiomycota; Agaricomycetes; Boletales; Suillaceae.
CCACAAUCAACAUAAGUACUUCACGAGUAUUAUAGGUCUGCCACGCCAGCCGCACGCUUCCCUGCCACAAAAAUCUAUGCUUUCUUUCUAGGCUCAAUUCUAUAUUUUCAACAAUAAUCUUGCAUAGCAUAGGCACUUGGUACUUUGCAGUCUGCAAUGGUUGUUACUCGCAGAACUCCAGUGGUGCCAGCACCUCCAGUUUCUCGUACACCAUCUUCACAAGGUCAACCACGCUCAGCUAGAGCAUCUGUAAUACAGGACGCAUCUGCAGUACCUCGUGUGUCAAGCCCACUGGCAUCCGGAGACGCCCACACCGCAGCUAUCACCCAAGCCUCUAAUAACUUCAAGGAAUAUAACGACAAGGAUGAACACAAAAAAAUAAAGAAAGACAAGCCAAAGAAAUCAGGCAAAAAGAAGAAACGCAAAUCCACUAUCCAGUCCCUUCUGGACUUCCUCACUAAGCUCCUUGUGCUCGCCUUCACGGUCUACGUCUUUGCCGUGUGCCCUCGUGAGGCACAUCUCCAAUCCCCCGCUUGCCGCGGCCUAUCUGAGUACAAACGUAUUGUUCUUGACCCGUACGUUAUCCCACCAAUACAGGCUGCGCUUGCGCACCCUUCUAUCGCGCCAUAUGUGGACCGCAUAACCGAGGUUGCAAGUCCCAUCAUCUUUCGUACGCAAGCAGAGUGGACCAGACGUAUUGUCCCCCAAUGGGAAAAGCGCGUUGUUCCAGUUUGGAUAAACCGUGUGGUUCCUGCCUUCACGACCCAUGUUGUCCCCCAAUGGGAAAAGCGCGUUGUCCCCCAAUGGCAGAAACACGUCGUCCCUCAGUACGACAAGCAUAUCGCGCCGCGAUUGAGCAAACUCAAACCCUACGUUGCGCAUGCAGAGUCGUAUGUCGAGCAAGCGGAAGCGACGUACACCACGCGCAUAGCUCCGCACGUGCGUACUGCUACUUACAACCUGCAACGAUGGCAGCAAAAAGCACAACCUUACAUCCUCCUUGCCAUCCAGAAAACUCAGGACACUUAUUAUGCAGCAAAGCCUCACGCGGUCCCUGUGGCAAAGAGAAUCGUUGCUGAGGUGCAGUAUGCGCUUUUGUUCCUAAGGGAACAGAGACGGAUCUUUGUCGACCCUCAUGUGGCUAAAUUGUGGGAGAAAGUUAAGGAGUUAAGCCGCGGGUCACCAGCGACUUCAGCAUCUACUUUUGCUCCAUCCGACGCAACGGACUUCCCAAGCUCAGAACCUGUUAUUUCUGAGACAUUGGAGCUGGAGUCAACUUACGCUCCGAUCAUACCCACAUCCGCAGAUGAACCUCCCGUGGAAACAGAUCCACCACGCGGCAAAGCGACGGAGACAGCCGUUGGAACGCUUUUAAACGAGGAUGCAAUGACAGCCGUAGAAACCGAGGUACCCGCCGUAUUCGACGCCGUGCCGAUUGCAUACCUUACCUCACAACCGGCAUCCGCGUCCUCUUCUCACAUUCCCUCGAACUCUGUGCCAACACCAGUGCAAAUCCCCCAGAGCGCGUCGCCUGUCUUGUCAGAGAGUGCAUCAGCCACUUCAUCGAUCGUAUCUGCUGUUACCGAUGGUUUUAGUCCAUUUAUCACUUCCGCAGCCCCCACUAGCUCUACUGCCUCCAGCUCGGUUCCUGCACAUAUCAGUGACAACGAUGAGAUCGACAUUAACGCAUUUUACGCCGAACUUGGGCUCGAUGAACCCUUGACCACAUCCCAGUCUCACGAGCAAGUGCUCCUCAAUCCCCCAGAGUCGGAGGAAGAGCGCGCUGAACGAUUACGCCUUAAAGCUGAGGAGACUACCCGCAAACGUGCUGACAUUGAGGCCCGCCACUCUAAGUGGGAGACCGAACUUCGGUCUCAGAUGGAGACUAGUUCGUCUACGCUCAGGGGCAGGCUUAGGGAGAUCAGGGGCACUGCUGCCGCCGAGCUUGCAGAGGCGCCUGAUAUUCGAGAUGCCAUCGAGAGCCUUGUUGCUGACGCGGAGAAGUAUAUUAAAGGCGCCGAGAUCUAUCUCAGGAAUCUAAAGGCAGAGAGCCGGAAGAACGACGAGAAGAUGCCGCUCUGGGAAAGAGUGGUUGAGAAGGUUGGCGUGAAGUUUUCAGAGCGUCUUGGGGUUGUGGAGGCUGUGGUCAACAUGUGGUACGGUGCUAUCCUGGAUCAGGAGCUGCGCGAGGUUUAUGCUGUGACUGCCGAAGUUCGCGAAGUCGCGGAAAAAGCCCAAGUCGACCUAGGGCUCGACUAUGCUUGGCUUGACGAAGUGACGUAUUCAGACUGGCAGCGGUACCAUUCCCUGAUUGACGCCAGCGAGAAAUUCGCUCAGGAAGCAAACUCGAUCCAAAACGGCACGCAUGAGAAUCUGAUGAUGGAUAACCCGAUCAUUCCUAUCUUUGAGGACCUUGAAUCGGAGGUCCAGGAUGUCGUGAUUGGAUUUGAGACACGCUUGAGGCGCAUAAAGCGCGACGGCGAGCGUGCAUUCAAUAGCGUCCAAAAGGAUGAGGAGAAGGAACAGCUACUGUUCCAGAGCGUCUCAAUUCUUCCAAUACCGGAGGAAGGUGCGGGUGAGCGCGCCUAUGUCCCCCCUGUUGUUAUUGGACGGAGCAAGGAGGAAGUACUGGAGGCACUUGGGAAGGUUGAGCCUCUAGAGGAAAGUUCAGGGUACAAUUCUCGCGAUGACGCGGACGCAGGAGAAAUUGUGUCGAGUCUGGUUCGCGAGGCGGAGGAGGAGCAUUUGGAGAGCACUGCUAUUCCUCACACAGAACUAUGA